CGAGCCAGCUCUGCCAGCAAAAGCCCGAGGCUUUGGUCAGCCAGAGUUCCAUAGUCCCCUUCUCAGCUUUCUGGGUCCACUUGUCGUUUCAGGACUCCGUGGAUACGUCGGACACGCCUUUGUCCCAGCUAUCUCUGCCAGCGCAUCACGUCCUUGCGUUUGCAAACUCCUACUAGAAGGAAAACUAAAACCUCCGGGAGGCGGCAUUGGGCGGUUCUUGGGGCGGGUUUGCGUCCUAACUGGGAUUUUGGGAUCUGGGCCACUUUUCCCAUAAGACACCGCGGUUACAGAUGUUCAGACUGGAACUACAUUUCCCAGAAGGCAAUGGGCACAUUCAAUCUGUGGCUUCCCUUCCGAUUUCGCGCGGUUCUUGUGCUUUGCGAGUUAAGGUAUGACCGUUGACUCAACAAACAAAAAACCCUGGAUCAAAGCAAGAAGCUCUGGAUACUCUUUGUUCUUCUCCUAUAGAGAAACCUCAAGGGGGUCUCAUCAGUGUUUGCAGAUAUAAAACCAUGGCAUGUCUUUGGAUUCUCUGGAGUUUGAAUUGUAUUGGAAUCCCGAGGAGGACUGAUCAGGUCUUACAUUUCUAAAACCAUGACCUGUUUUCAGGAAUUAGUGACAUUCAGGGAUGUGGCCAUAGACUUCUCUCAGCAGGAGUGGGAAUACCUGGACCUUAAUCAGAGGGAUUUGUACAGGGAUGUGAUGUUGGAGAACUAUAGGAACCUGGUCUCACUGGCAGGACAUUCCACUUCUAAACCAGAUGUGGUUGACUUAUUGGAGCAAGGCAAAGAACCCUGGAUGAUUUUGAGGGAAGAAACACGGUACGCAGAUUUGGAUUUACAGUGUGAGAUAAUCAGCUACGUAGAAAUGCCUACGUGUGAAACACGUAUAUCUUCUAUACAACAUCAGAGCAUAUAUAACAGAGAGAAACUCUAUGAAUGUAAGAAAUGUCAGAAGAAAUUUAGUAGUGGCUAUCAACUUAUUCUACAUCACAGGCUUCAUAUUAUUGAGAGACCCUAUGAAUGCAAAGAGUGUGGGAAGAACUUUCGUAGUGGCUAUCAGCUUACUCUGCAUCAAAGAUUUCAUACUGGUGAGAAACCCUAUGAAUGUACUGAAUGUGGGAAGAACUUUAAAAGUGGUUAUCAACUUACAGUACAUCAGAGAUUUCAUACUGGUGAGAAAACCUAUGAAUGUAGGGAAUGUGGGAAAGCAUUUAUUUAUGCUUCACACAUUGCUCAACAUGAGAGAAUUCACACUGGUGGGAAGCCUUAUGAAUGUCAGGAAUGUGGGAGGGCCUUCAGUCAAGGCGGGCACCUUAGAAUUCAUCAGAGAAUUCAUACUGGUGAAAAACCCUAUAAAUGUAAGGAGUGUGGGAAAGCUUUCAGUAGGCGCUCAAAUCUUGUUGAACAUGGGCAAGUUCAUACAGAUGAGAAACCUUAUGUAUGUGAGAAAUGUGGAAAGGCCUUUAGAAGAGGUCAUCAACUUAUUGUACAUCAGAGUGUUCACACUGGCAAAAAACCGUAUGAAUGUAAAGAAUGUGGGAAAGGCUAUACCACUGCCUCAUACCUUCUUUUACAUCAGAGAAUUCAUAAAGGCGGGAAACCGUAUGAAUGUAAGGAGUGUAAAAAAACCUUUACUUUGUAUAGAAAUCUUACUCGACAUCAGAAUAUUCAUACUGGUGAGAAACUUUUUGAGUGUAGGGAAUGUGGGAAGGCAUAUACUACUGGCUCAAAACUUUUCCAACAUCAGAAAACUCAUACUGGUGAGAAACCCUAUGAGUGUAAGGAAUGUGGAAAGACCUUUAGCUUAUAUGGGUACCUUAAUCAACAUCAGAAAAUUCAUACUAGUAUGAAACGCUUUGAAUGUAAGGAGUGUAAAAAAACCUUUACUUUGUAUAGAAAUCUUACUCGACAUCAGAGUAUUCAUACUGGUAAAAAACUUUUUGAAUGUCAGGAAUGUGGGAAGGCCUAUAGUACUGGCUCAAACCUUGUUCAACAUCAGAAAACGCAUACUGGUGAGAAACCCUAUGAAUGUAAGGAAUGUGGAAAGACCUUUAGCUUGCAUGGAUACCUUAAUCAACAUCAGAAAAUUCAUACCGGUGUGAAACCCUAUGAAUGUAAGUUUCUGUGAGUCAGGAAUUUGGGAGCAGCUAACCUGGGCAGUUGUGGCUUCAGGUGUCUCAAGAGAUUGCAGUUACCUGAAGGCUUAACUGGAGCUGGAGCAUGUGCAUGCAAAGAUGGCUUAGUUAAAUGGCUGGUAAGUGUAUACUGGCAAGUUGUUUCCUCUCCAAUGGGACCUCUCCAUAUGCUGCUUGAGGAUACUUGGGAUCUUUUUUAUAAUCUCAGUUUGGAAGUUAUUUCCACUACAUUUUACUUAUUAGCAGUGAGUCACUAAGUCUAGCCCACAAUUAGUAGGAGAGGAAUUCAUCUUCACCUUUUGGAGAAAGGAAUGUCAAAACAUUUUCAGACAUAUUUUUAUUUUUAAAACACAACAAAUUCUGACACCAAUCAUUGUUUAACUCUCAAAAAUUAAUACUAAUAAAUGAACUUGGUAACGUCACAUAUGCCAUACUGCUUUUAGUCAUAGCAUAUGCCUUACCUGUCAUCGCUGCCAGCUUACACCCUGUGUGUCAUUGGCCAACACAUGUAUCAUCUAUGGGCAUCCUUUGUAAAAUGUAAUCAAGAACAUACAUGAAAGCCAGGCACAAAGGUGCUCACCUGUAGUUCCGCCUACUUGGAAGGCUGAGGCAGGAGAGUCACAUGAAGCCAGGAGUUAAAGGUUGCAGUGCACUAUGAUUGCACCUGUGAAUAGCCACUGCACGCAAGCCUGGGAAACAUAGCAAGACCCUAUCUCUAAAAAAGAAAAAAAAAAAACCCUACAUGAUAGUCCUGUUAUGGGAAUUAAUUAAAUUAGUACGUGUAAAAUCCUGGAAAAAUUAUCUGGCAUAUAACUUUAUGCUCCAUAAAUAUAAGCUAUUAUAGUUAUCAUUAUUUGUGUUGCUGAUAGUUGGUUUUUAUGAACGAUUCUAGUGGCAUAAUUAAUUUUGAAUAGCUUCUUAAAGCCACUCAUCCAUUAUUACAUUAUAUAUAAUUUUGGAAAUAAAGUAUACAAUUUAGUGUAUAUAAAGAUUUUGAUAAUAGCCAUCAAUUCAUAUUCUCUGUUCACAAUUUAAGAUAAAUUAGGAAUUAAUAAUGGGAUAGCAAAAGUAAAUUGUCUUCUUGGAGAUUUUUCUUAAAUUUAUUUUAGGAAAUAAUAUAUCUAAAUUUGUAAUUCAUGUUAUUUAACAUGCAGAAAAAUAUACCCACCAUAUAUGUUUACAUUCAUGUUAUUUACUUUGUCUCAUUUCUACUUUUCGUAUCUGCUUAUCUAAUGAGUUAUUUCUGUAUUAUAUGAGAGUUAAUUGUAGAUAUCGUGGUACUUCACCCUUAAAUACAUGUAAAUUCCUGGAUAACCGUGAUAUUAUAAUCAUACUGGGAAAACUUAAUAAUUUUCAUAAUAUCUUCAAAUGUGCACCCCAAUAUUUUAAAUAGCUAUUUCUUUGCUUUUCUUUUAUGCU
This is a messenger RNA of Microcebus murinus (gray mouse lemur), 3556 nucleotides long. NCBI's taxonomy places the organism in Eukaryota, Metazoa, Chordata, Mammalia, Primates, Cheirogaleidae. The record is from RefSeq and is a predicted model, not a curated record.